GCCCAAAUUGUGUUCAGUUGAUGUUGCCUUCGUCGCUUAUUGUGUCAAAAUGGCAGAUUCAUCGAAAUCGAAAGAAAAUUAUCAAAGAGAUGAGGCGGCCGAACAACUUUCAAAUUGGUCGGAGAAAAAUAAGAGUAAAAUCGGUUUUUCUGAUAGCGCCGCUGCAAUCGACUUGAUUAAUAAAGACGUUAGUUUAACUGCAGGACGUUAUGGACCGAUAGUUCUGAGGGAUUAUGAUCUACUACAACAACUUCAAAGUUUUCACAGAGAAAGAAUUCCAGAGAGAGUUGUACACGCAAAAGGUUCUGGAGCAUUCGGCUAUUUCGAGUGCACCAAGGCCCUCACAGAUCUUACUGUAUCCAAAGUUUUUGAAUGCGUUGGAAAGAAAACACCGAUAGCUGUACGAUUUUCACAGGUUGCUGGUAAUCUGGGAACUGCUGAUACAGUGAGAGAUCCUAGAGGCUUCGCAAUAAAAUUUUAUACCGAGGAAGGCAACUGGGAUCUGGUAGGAAAUAACACGCCCAUCUUCUUUAUGAGAGAUCCUAUACUAUUCCCGAUGUUCAUCCAUUCCCAGAAGAACAACCCGGUUACUAAUCUCCGAGAUUGGGAUAUGUUCUGGGAUUAUUUGAGUUUAAACCACGAGAGUGUUCACCAAGUACUGUUCCUGUUUGGCGACAGAGGAAUACCCGAUGGGUACAGGCAUCAACAUGGUUUUGGAUCGCAUACAUUUUCAUUUAUCGGUGAAAAACGUAAAUUGACGUGGGUUAAGUUUAUCUACAAAACUGAUCAAGGAAUAAAGAACUUGGAUCCUAAAACUGCCGAAAUAAUCGCUGGUAAAGAUCCGAAUUAUGCCCGAAGAGAUUUAUACAACGCAAUAGAAGAGGGCAAAAAGACAGGAAAGUAUCCAAGUUGGACUUUCUACAUCCAAACUAUGACGCAAGAUCAAGCUGAGAAAUUGAAAUUCAAUCCAUUUGAUAUCACCAAAGUUUGGCCUCACGGCGACUUUCCAUUACAGAAAGUCGGUAGAUUCGUAUUAAAUCGCAACCCUUCAAACUUUUUCGCCGAAAUUGAACAACUCUCCUUCAGUCCCAGCAAUUUCACGCCAGGUUUUGGACCUUCACCAGACAGAUUACUUCAAGGACGUUUAUUCUCCUAUCCCGAUUCCCAUUUGUACCGCCUUGGUACUAACUAUCAACAGCUUCCAGUCAAUCGCCCAAUUAAAAAGGUGCAAAACUUUGAGCGUGAUGGUGAAUCAGUAUUGUACAAUCAAAAUGGAGCACCCAACUAUCACCCAAACAGUUUCGGUGGUCCUAAUGUCAACCCGAUAGCCGAAGAAUGGGUUAAUCCACCAGAAGCUGUCAACGCUAAUGUGGACUAUUACAAUUUGGGUAAAGAUGAUAAUUUCUCUCAGCCUAGGGUAUUCUGGAACAAAGUUUUGGAUAGCGCAGCAAAACAGAGAAUGGUUGAUACAUUAGCGAAUUCCAUACAAAAAGCUAGAGCUGAUAUCAGAAAUAGAUCGGUGGAGAUGUUUAGAAAUGUCGAUUCGGAUCUUGGAGACAGAUUAGCUAAAGCUUUAGGUCAAUUACAAGUUCAUUUGUAAAGGUUAUUGUUAUUAUAAACUCAUGUUAAUACAAUAUUAUGGUAUUCUGAAAAUAAUAAAGUUGUAUCGAAUAU
Molecule: messenger RNA, 1674 nt
Organism: Diorhabda sublineata
Lineage: Eukaryota; Metazoa; Arthropoda; Insecta; Coleoptera; Chrysomelidae
Product: catalase-like
Exons: 7
Coding region: 50-1600 (516 amino acids)
Biological process (GO): response to hydrogen peroxide; hydrogen peroxide catabolic process
Cellular component (GO): cytoplasm; peroxisome; mitochondrion
Molecular function (GO): catalase activity; heme binding
Source: RefSeq, a predicted model, not a curated record